CGCCGCCAGAUGGUUUUGCCAGCCUUUAUCAUUAAACGGCACGAAGAAGCGAGAGCGAAGCGGUCGCGAACAUGGCGGAUAACAGAGAGAAGGGUUUACAAGAUUACAGAAAGAAAUUACUGGAGCAUAAAGAGAUUGACGGACGCCUCAAAGAGCUGAGAGAGCAGCUGAAGGAGCUCACCAAACAGUAUGAGAAGUCCGAGAACGACCUGAAGGCUUUACAGAGUGUGGGACAGAUUGUCGGCGAGGUACUGAAACAACUGACAGAGGAGAAAUUUAUCGUCAAAGCAACUAACGGCCCUCGUUAUGUGGUUGGAUGUCGCAGACAGCUGGAUAAAACCAAGCUUAAACCAGGCACCAGAGUGGCCCUGGACAUGACGACUCUCACUAUCAUGAGGUAAGGAGCCAUCAAGCACUAUUUGCCUCGCGAGGUGGAUCCUCUGGUGUACAACAUGUCUCACGAAGAUCCCGGCAGCGUUUCUUACUCGGAGAUCGGGGGCUUGUCUGAGCAGAUCCGGGAGCUGAGAGAGGUAAUUGAGCUGCCUCUGACCAAUCCUGAGCUGUUCCAGAGGGUGGGCAUUAUUCCUCCCAAGGGCUGCCUGCUGUACGGACCGCCAGGCACUGGAAAGACUCUUCUUGCCAGAGCUGUGGCCAGCCAGCUGGACUGCAAUUUCCUGAAGGUGGUGUCCAGCUCCAUUGUUGACAAGUACAUUGGUGAGAGUGCCAGGCUCAUCAGAGAGAUGUUCAACUAUGCCCGAGACCAUCAGCCCUGCAUUAUCUUCAUGGAUGAGAUCGAUGCUAUUGGUGGCCGUCGGUUUUCUGAAGGAACCUCUGCAGAUAGAGAGAUCCAAAGGACACUGAUGGAGCUGUUGAAUCAGAUGGAUGGAUUUGACACUCUGCACAGAGUCAAGAUGAUCAUGGCCACUAACCGGCCGGACACUUUAGACCCCGCCCUGCUGCGUCCGGGCCGACUGGACAGGAAGAUCCACAUUGAGUUGCCCAAUGAACAGGCUCGACUUGACAUCCUGAAGAUCCACUCCGGACCCAUCACCAAGCACGGAGACAUAGAUUAUGAAGCCAUCGUCAAGCUUUCAGAUGGUUUCAAUGGAGCUGAUUUGAGGAACGUGUGCACUGAAGCUGGUAUGUUUGCCAUCCGUGCCGACCACGAGUAUGUGACUCAGGAGGACUUCAUGAAAGCUGUGAGGAAGGUGGCAGACUCUAAGAAGCUAGAGUCCAAACUGGACUACAAGCCUGUAUAAAACCCUUUUUUUUUCUGUGCGCAAAGUAUAAAUGUG
Messenger RNA from Puntigrus tetrazona (Sumatra barb), 1295 nucleotides. Its product is annotated as 26S proteasome regulatory subunit 10B-like. Gene Ontology annotation, molecular function: ATP binding; ATP hydrolysis activity; proteasome-activating activity. The transcript is spliced from 14 exons. Lineage: Eukaryota; Metazoa; Chordata; Actinopteri; Cypriniformes; Cyprinidae. The record is from RefSeq and is a predicted model, not a curated record. Gene Ontology annotation, biological process: positive regulation of RNA polymerase II transcription preinitiation complex assembly. Gene Ontology annotation, cellular component: proteasome regulatory particle, base subcomplex; cytosolic proteasome complex.